UGGCGGAGAGCAGAGACCAAAGCGAUAACUUAGGUUUGCAAACGCGAGUGCGCCGUCAUUGAAACACAGGAGCCAUCCGCAAGUGAUCCUCGGACUUACUUAGGAUUUGCAGCUGCCGAUGGGAAACAAGUCGGACACAGCGAAAAGGGAUUUUCGGAACAAGGUGCCCUUUGCAUGGGAAUUAAUCAUCCAUCGUGACAACUUACAGCAAGACGCCGUUGGCAGGAUCAUUAAUUGCACGUUCAGCGGCCGACAGACCAGAGGCCUGCAGGCUUCUCCCUGCACCUGGGAUGGUGCCAUGUGACAGAGCGGCCGUGGAGCCAUAACCCCACCACCACCGCUCCAUCAUCUCGACCCCAAGCUGCUCGCCUGCCGCCGAUCUCACCCCCAGCCUCCCCUUCCUCCCUUUAUCUUUGCUCUGAGCCCUGGAAGAGGCCACCACAGCCACCACAUGACUCACCCGCUGGAGCCCUAGAUCAAGUCAGUUGAAGCUGAAAAUGAGUGCAGUCGGGGAAAACCCCCUGGACCCUGCCACGCCAGAGCCUCGCAAGAGGAAGGGCUCACCAUGCGACACAUCAGGGCAAAGUCUGGAGAAGCGGAGACGGGAGCUGGAGUGCCGCUACAUCGAGGAGCUGGCGGAGCUGCUGUCGUCCAACAUGGGCGACAUUGCCGGCCUCAGCGUCAAGCCCGACAAGUGCCACAUCCUCAAGAGCACCGUGGACCAAAUCCAGCAGAUGAAACGGCGUGAGCAGGAGAAAGCAGCUCUUCUGUCUCCAGAUGAUGAGGUGCAGAAGAGCGACAUCACCUCCAGCAGCCAGGGGCUGGUGGAGAAGGAGGCGCUGGGGCCCAUGCUGCUCGAGGCCCUCGACGGGUUCUUCUUCGUCGUCAACCGGGAGGGCCGCAUCGUCUUUGUUUCCGAGAACGUGACGAGUUACCUUGGAUACGCCCAGGAGGAGCUGAUGACCUCCAGUGUGUACAGCAUCCUCCACGUGGGAGACCACAAUGAGUUUGUUCGCAAUCUUCUGCCCAAAAGCCUGGUGAACGGCGUGCCGUGGCCGCAGGAACCUGGCCGAAGGAACAGCCACACCUUCAACUGUCGCAUGCUGAAGAGGCCGCCGGACGAGCUGGAUUCGGAAAAUCCGGAGGCUCGGCAGCAGUACGAGAUCAUGCAGUGUUUCACCGUGUCUCAACCGCGGACCGUGCAGGAGGAGGGGGAGGACCUGCAGAGCUGCCUGAUCUGUAUUGCCUGUCGGAUACCUCGGACUCAGCCUUUCAGCACCGAGUCUUUCAUCACGAAGCAGGACCCCACAGGGAAGAUCAUCUCCAUAGAAACGAGUGCUUUGCGAGCGACGGGCCGGCCUGGCUGGGAGGACCUGGUCAGGAAGUGCAUCUACGCUUUCUUUCAGCCGCAGGGCAAAGAGCCCUCCCACGCUAAGAAGCUGCUGCAUGAGGUGAUGACCCACGGCAAUGCCAUCAGCCCGCUGUACCAUUUCACAUUAAGUGAUGGCACCCCGCUCAGCGCUCAGACCCGCUGCAAGUUCUGCUGCCCCCCCAACCCUGACGUACAGCCCUUCAUUAUGGGCAUUCACACUAUUGACAGGGAACACAACACUGCUAGCUCUCAGGAAAACACUAACCCCAGCCUUCCACCCAACCUUGGCAGCCUUGCCCAGACUCCCUCCCGCUCCCCUUCCCUUCCUCCCGGCAGCAACUGGACCCAAGGCUCAGGCCUCGCCACCUCGGGCCUUCACCCCAACAACAGCAACACCUCCUCCCACGGACAUAACCCAGCCACACCCGCAGGCUACCUGACGCCCAAUCGGACCUGUCCCCAGCAGGUCAACAGCCCCUCUCCUUUGAGCAGCCCACUCACAGCCACCCCUACCUCUUUUAUGUCACCCAGGAUGCCACGGGCCAGUCCUGGGUUAGGGGGAAGCCCUCGGGUACCGGGGAACCCCUUCUCUCCUUCCACACCGGGCCUCCAUUCCCCAGCGGGGGCGCUGAGCAGCGGAGGCAGCCUCAACAGGCAGCAGUCUGGUGACGGUGGUAGCGGUGCCAGCGGCGGGUCGACAGGGUCCUUCUCCCUGUCCUCCCCUGGCCCCCAGAGACAAGCCAGCACACCCACCGGCUCCUCUACUCGGCCUCCGUCUGCAAAACCCCCAGAGGGAGGAGAAGGAGGGGGAGAGGACUCUGUUAAAGCCCCUCUUCCUUCUGCCUCACAGCUGGGUAACCCCAGACCCAAUCAGCUCCUGGACAGCAGCGGGACAGGAGCUGAAUCUAACAACAGCAUCCACUGCACCUCAUCACCUCAUCCUCCGAACCCUCCUCCCGUCCCCCAGUGCCCCGCCUCCCACAGCACUCUAACAGAGCGGCAUAAGAUCCUGCACCGGCUGCUCCAGGACAGCAGUCCCAACGACGCCUCCACCGCCACUGACGAAGGAAUAAACAAAAACCAAGUUGAGAUUAAGAAGGAGCCGCCUUCCAGUCCGGCACUGACCACAGCCGCUCCCAAGUCCAGCUCCAGAGAGCCGCAGGACCAUCAGCUGCUCCGUUUUCUCCUGGACACGGACGAGAAGGACUUGGGGGACCUGCCGCCUCCGUCUGCCCUCAGCUUGCAGACGGUUCGGGUCAAAGUGGAGAAGAGAGCCAGCGUGGAGGGAGUGGUCUGCACGGGGACUGCCGUCGCAGCAGGAGGCGCAUCCAAACCUGCAGGAGUCUCCAGCAGCUCCGCUUGCAUCAGUCCCAAAUCGAGCCCCGUCGGAGAGAACCGCAGAGACAGCCGCAGGGACAGCCGGGACUCCACGAUGUCAGGUGGCCCUGUUGACAUGGACCCUCUCACCCCGCUGCUACCGAGCCUGAGAGGCCCAAGUGGGGCCAAGCAGGGCGGUGAGGAUUCAGCAACCCCUGGAGGAGGCCCCCAACUCCAGUCUCCAGCCCCCCAGCCCCCAUCUCAGCUCCAGUCCCCCAUGCCUCAGCUCCAGUCCCCCCUUUCUCAGUCCCUUCCUCAGUUGCAGUCGCAGUCACCCCAGCUCCACUCCCCUUCCCCUCAGCUCAAGCUGCAGUCACCCACUCAGCUCCAGCCCGGCGAGGCCAACACUCCCCGCAACGUAAAUGUGAAGAGAGAGCCUCCUGGCACUCCUAACAGAGGGCUCAGUGAUGGCGGUCCGCCGUCUGGCUGCAGCCUCCAGAGUCAGUCAUCCUUUGAUUUCUGCAGCCCCCCCACUCCAAGCCAGACGCAGGCCCAGGGACAGGGACAGGGAGACCCCUUCCAGACCCCCAAAGACAACAGCCCCUUUCCAGAGGCAGAAGUUAUCAACCCAUUCAGUUCGAGCACUGGCCUAACUAAGAUGGAUGUGGGAGACUCCCAGUUCCAGCCUCUGGCGCUGUCUGACACCUUGUCUUUUGAUGGUCUUGGAAACCCUUUACAGGCUCCCUUGGCGUCACCACAAGAGCAGUGUGUCCCCUGCACGCUGGAUGAAGUGCUGGGCCCGCCGACCACACCUGAAGGCCGAAACGAUGAGAAAGCUCUGUUAGAGCAGCUCGUCUCCUUCCUCAGUGGAACUGAUGAGAGCGAGCUGGCGGAGCUGGAUAAGGCUCUGGGUAUAGACAAACUGGUGCAGGGUGGCUGUUUUGAAACUUUGCCCCAGAACUUCCCAACCCAGCAACCCACUGCCAGCCCAGUGUCCAUGGACCCUAAACUCCCCAACUACCCUUCCCAAUUUACACCAGCUUCACAAGCUCAGUUUCCUCCAGAGCUGGCCACGGUGGGGCCACAGGGUCUGGGCUUUGGAGCCCCACGAGGGGCUUUCCCCGGCGGGACGGCGGGCUUGGGCCUGAGGCCGGGCAUGACGCGACCACAGGGGAUGGGCGCUCAGCUCAGGCUGCCACCCAACCAGCUGCGCCUGCAGCUGCAGCAGAGGCUGCAGGGCCCGCAGCAGCUCCAGAACAGGAUGGCGGGCAUGAAUCCAUUUCCUGGAGGAGCCCAGCAUGUGAACCUCGGGAUUCGUCAGGGGGUUCAGCAACCUCAGACGCCCUCACAACAGCCUCCGCUCAACGCCCAGAUGCUGGCGCAGCGUCAGAGGGAACUGUACAGCAUCCAGCACCGCCAGCGCCAGCUUUUCCAGCAGAAGGUCAUGCUCAUGAGACAGAACAUGGCAGGCGCUCCGACUGGAGCCGUGGGGUCCAUCGGAACUGCCAGGGUCCCAAAAGGCCCCCCAACAACGCCUCAACAGCAGCAGCAGCAGCAGCAGUUCAGCUUCCCACCAGGGUACAACCCAAUGACGGGAAAAUCCCCUACCUCACCGAGUCACUUCAGCCCCAUCACUGGAGGCCCUCUGGACAACAAACUGUCCGUCAGAGUUCCCCUGAACAACCAGACGCUGAUGGGCGGCGUGCAGGGCCAGUUCAGCAGCAGUGUCAGCUCCUCUUUGCAGCAGGGCCUGUUUCAGCAGUUUGGAGGGUCUGCUAUAGUCCAGCAAGACCCGUCUUUCCCUCCUGAGAUGAGCCCGACCAGCCCGUUGUUGUCACCUCAGAACUCCACCUCCCAGAGUCCUCUGCUUCAGCAAGCCCCUCCCCCUGGCUACCAGUCACCAGAAAUGAAGAGCUGGCCGCAGACAGGCAUGGGCAGCAACAGCCUGUUCAGUCAGCCAGGACAGGGUGCAGGGCAGGCCUUUGGCCAGCAGGGGGUUUACAACAACAUGAGCAUCACCGUCUCCAUGGCCGGAGGCUCCGGGGGUGUCGGCUCUUUACCUCCGAUGGGGCAGCCGGUUGGCAUGAGCAACAGCAACCUCAGCAGCGUGGGCCCAGUGUGCAGCGACCAGCAGGUGCAGCAGGUUCAGGUGUUCGCGGACGUCCAGUGCACCGUGAACCUGGUCGGCAGCGACUCCUACCUGAACCAGGGCUCCAUCGGAGCUCCGGCCUCCCAGAAGGGCCCCGGACCGCAGGGCUCCCAGAACAACCAGGCCCAGCAGAAGAGCCUCCUCCAGCAGCUGCUCACCGAGUGACACCCCCACUCCGUCGGCUCUCCUGCUCCCUCUACUUCUCACUUCUACGCCUCCUCCUCGGAGGUCGGUGCACCAGACCCAUUGCUGUCUCUGUCUCACCUUUUGGAUGGAAGGAUGGAUGUUCGGACCGCCGCGGCGUUGUAGGCUCGGAGGGGUUUGGCUGUAGGUGGAGUCC
Molecule: messenger RNA, 5178 nt
Organism: Chelmon rostratus (copperband butterflyfish)
Lineage: Eukaryota; Metazoa; Chordata; Actinopteri; Chaetodontiformes; Chaetodontidae
Gene: ncoa1
Product: nuclear receptor coactivator 1
Exons: 23
Coding region: 498-5003 (1501 amino acids)
Biological process (GO): cellular response to hormone stimulus; positive regulation of transcription by RNA polymerase II
Cellular component (GO): nucleus
Molecular function (GO): protein dimerization activity; nuclear receptor binding
Source: RefSeq, a predicted model, not a curated record